CAAAGAUCAAUGUUCAAAUAUUGCUAACAUGACGUUGUCCAUGCGGAACCUGCAUGGGCAACAGUGCUGUCUGCUGUCGCCAGUGCUAUGCCUCAUGGCAGUUACUAGUCAUGGACGACAGCUUGCUCCCUGCUUACAGAUAUUUCGGGUAUCAGAAUGUGAAGGGAGGCAUUGGAAGAUCCAUCCAUUAUCGGCAGCACCAGAGCACUGAAGAUCACGAUGGACUUUUUCAGCCUAAUAGCAUGCUACCUUCUUCUUCUUGCCGUGCUGAUCUUUCUUCUGCUCUUCGGAGAAGCGGCCAUCUUCAUUGACACUCCCAUUGCUAGCCUUCAUUGGCUCCUGUUCUCGGGCAUAUGCCAGGGAUUCUGGUGGCUUGUGGAGCGGUCAGCUGGAGUUCAUGGGAAGCAGGUGCUUGAGAGGUGGCGAGACAAGUGCGCAGAAAGCUCCAGCCCCGUCCUGCAGAUAUUCUACAUUGUUCUCCUGGCAGUCGGCUUCUACUUUUACACUGUGGACAUCUUCUGCUUCUUGCCCCAGUCAUACGCUCCUACGUGGCACAUAUACACAGGGACCUUUACACUGGGCGCCUGCUUAUUGGCGUUUUACACUGCCAGCGUGAGCGAUCCGGGUCGGAUUACAGCUGACAAUGUGGCAGCGCACUGUGCGCUGUAUCCGUAUGAUGAGCUGACAAGCCGCAGCGGCCAGCAGUGCUGGUCUUGCCUUUGGCAGAGACCCGCCCGCUCAAAACACUGCCCGGCAUGCAAAAGGUGCAUUGCAAGGUUUGAUCACCAUUGCGCAUGGAUCAACAAUUGCGUGGGCCUUUGCAAUCUUAGAUACUUCAUGGCAUUUCUGGUGGCCAACAUGGUCCUGUGCUCCUAUGGAUUGGCGCUGGGCUGCAUCAUCAUGCAUGGGGUCCUAGAAGAGCGGGGCGCGUGGACAAUCGUUGUCAGGGAGCGCAGCACCGGGAGAAUGUAUCUGCUGGGAUCUCGUCCGCGCAUAUUGCUGCAAUGGAUGCUGCAGCAGUACCCUGUGCCGGUUGCCGAGCUCAUCUUCUUGGGGGUGGCACUGCUCUUGGUGUUGGGGUUUUUUGCCUACCACACAUGGCUCAUAUCCAGGGCCACAACAACGUAUGAGACCUUCAAGUGGAGGGAGGUGGCCAGGAGGCUGCGUGCUGAAAGCUUGGCAGAGCAUGCAGAUGGCCAGGGGCAAGAAAAUCUGUCCCUGUCUGCAGCAGCUGUCAAGGGGCGCUUGUGGCCAGCUUCUGGGCAGUCCAAGCCCGCAGUUGCUGCGCCACAGAACAUCUAUGACAAAGGCUUUGCUGCCAACUUCAGAGAUGCAUUGAUUCCCCCCAGCUGGGCAGGAAGGAAAGCUGCGGUGCAAGCCAAGAAGAAUCUCUGAUGUGGGAUCUUGAGCAGUACUGCACAUGUGUAGAUUAGGACUCUGUACAAUUUAGGCAGUCUCUUGAGUAUUACAUUCCAAGUGGGCUAGAUGUGCCUGCAAAUUCAUCUUGAACCAUCUGGAGCUGCCACGUGCAGCUCAACCAUCCCAUCAACUCCAAUUGAGAACAUGAUGCGGAACAGGUGUAGAUUCUACAUCUUGCUCAAUGCACCCAGAACUUCUAAAGUCAUUAGCUACCCUCCAGGCUACAAAUGUCAAGAACGUGGCACAGCGCUCGCUCUAAGUGCCAUUGGGCAUGCCAGGUUAAUACUGUGGCUGCUCCAUGACAAUUUAUUUGAAACAACGUUAAAAGAUACUUCGUAAUUCAUCUGUGUAACUGGAAGCUGAUC
Molecule: messenger RNA, 1784 nt
Organism: Coccomyxa subellipsoidea C-169
Lineage: Eukaryota; Viridiplantae; Chlorophyta; Trebouxiophyceae; Coccomyxaceae
Product: zf-DHHC-domain-containing protein
Exons: 6
Coding region: 220-1395 (391 amino acids)
Biological process (GO): peptidyl-L-cysteine S-palmitoylation; protein targeting to membrane
Cellular component (GO): Golgi apparatus; endoplasmic reticulum
Molecular function (GO): protein-cysteine S-palmitoyltransferase activity
Source: RefSeq, a predicted model, not a curated record